AUGAGUCGUCUUUGGAAAAUCGGCUCAAUUUUUUCUCGUCUAUCAGGUAUGAUUGAAGGUGGACAUUUAAAAUCAACAGAUAUACCUAUUUGGUAUUCAAUAUAUAAACGUUUUCCACCAAUACGUGAACCACGUUAUUUAUCAUUAACUGAAGGUGAUAUACCAAAAGCAUACGAACCACCUAAAUUAUUAUAUGAUGAAGAUAUAAUAAGACAUGCUUAUUAUGAAGAUGUUGAAGAUGGAGAAAUAAUUAAAUUAAAAAAUAAUAAUAGAAAAUCUCGGUCACAAGUAUUUAUUGAUGAAUAUUUUAAAUUAAAAUCUAAACAAAAAAAUCCUAUAUCACAUUCAAAAUUGUUUCGAUUAACAUUAGAACAUUUACAACAACAUGGACAUCCAAUUAUAUUUAAACUAGAUACUUAUGUGCUUAUACUUCGAAUAUUUACAUUUUUAGGUGCUGAACAAAAAUAUCCAGAAAUCGGACCACAAUCUGAUGAAACAAUCGGAUCAAUUGAUAAUAACAAUCAACAAAUGCAAUCAAAUGUUCAAAACACAACAGAUUCAAUAGUUAAUUUAGAUCAAUUAGAAACUGAAUGGGAACUUAAUAAUAAAGAAGGUUAUUUCCCGUUAGGUAAAAACACCCAUCAAUAUCGUCGUCUUCAACCUCAUCGUACUCAAACAUCAUUUGGUGAAGAAACUUUUAGCGAUUCGAAUGUUACUUAUCGUCGUACAGAUGGUUUUGUUCAUUCAACUGUACGUGGUGAUGAAGUUAAACAAAAAGAAAAUCCAUAUAUGCCAGGUGAAAAUGUUCAACCAUUAGUACCGCCAACAUUUAUUCAACAAAAUAUGCUUCGACAUGGAAAAGUACAUAAUGUAUUUACACAUGAACAAUAUGAAAAAGAUCCAUUUUUACGUUUACAAGAUCGAGUACAAAAUUUAGAAUAUUGGAGACAACCACCCAUACAUAACAAAGUUUUUAAAAGAAAAUUUAAAGCAAAGAAAUUUCUUGUUGAUAUACCAGGAAUUUAUGAUAAAAAGUAG
Messenger RNA from Rotaria sp. Silwood2, 1038 nucleotides. The record is from the annotation of a GenBank genome assembly. NCBI's taxonomy places the organism in Eukaryota, Metazoa, Rotifera, Eurotatoria, Philodinida, Philodinidae.